GAGAAAUCCAUGGUCAGCAUGGAGUGGCUGGAGGACUUGCAGAAGAUCGUUAAUGAGUUUCAGGCCAAUAUGGUGUACAAUGUGAGCCGCCUUCGAGAGAGCUUCAGAAAAAUGCAGGAGGUUGCCUCGAAAAAAGUUCUGACCGUGAAGGCAAAAGGUAAACCAGGAAAAGAUCUGGAUGCCAAAGUAGUUAAAAGCAUUCAGUCUCUGCCGACUUGUCCCACGGUAGCAGAAUUGAAGGCAAAUUCAACCGCUGCAUCAACGUACUCAUCAAACCUGAUCAACGCCUUGAAUAGCAUCACCAAAUCAUCCUCCUGCAGUCCAGCCACAAGCAAGGCACUAAAACUAUUGGCAGCGACCAUUGAAAACCUCAACAAGGCAUUUCAAGAUCACUGCUUGGAAAUUAAGACUCUAAAGACACUUCAGAAAAAGAGCAAGGUGGUUCAAGAUGUGAACAGAGACGUCUUAGUUUCUCCUGUGCACCAAAAUGGAUCUGCAGGUCAGCAGCAGAAGGUGCAAAAAUUGCCUGCCUUUCCUGUGAAACCCAAGGCAGAUGAUUUUGGUUUCCCUCAGGUCAAAGAGCUUGUACGGGAGACAAAAGUCGAAGUGUUGCCACUAGAUAGACCAGUGGUAACAUUAGACACAGCUCCAAAAGACCUCCAGAGUCUGUCUGCUGAUGGCCCGUUUCCUCCUGGCCUUGCCAGGACUUUUACUCUCCCCAAGAUCACACGAUCUGUUGAGGAGACAAAAGUUUCCACAGAGCAAAAGGCAAACGUCAAAUCAUCUGAAGAGACACGAGUUGAUGCAGAGACAAUGGAGAUAACAGAGACAUCAUUUGAAGAGACAAUGGUUCAGAAAAACCUUAAGUGUCCAUUUCCUAGUAGCAUCCAUCGUCCGUCCCCCAUCAGAUCUUCUGCUCUUCCUCAGAUUUUGCAGUCUUUGGAGGAACCAGAAGUUGAUACGGAGACAAUGGAGAUAACAGAGACACCAUUUGAAGAGACGAUGGUUCAGAAAGACCCCCAAAGUCCAUUUCCUCAAAGCUUCCAUUGUCCGUCCCUCGUCAGAUCUUCUGCUCUUCCUCAGAUUUUGCAGUCUGUUGAGGAACCAGAAGUUGAUACGGAGACAAUGGAGAUAACAGAGACACCAUUUGAAGAGACAAUGGUUCAGAAAGACCUCCAAAGUCCAUUUCCUCAAAGCUUCCAUCGUCCGUCCCUCGUCAGAUCUUUUGCUCUUCCUCAGAUUUCACAGUCUAUAGAGGAGACAAAAGUUUGUGCUAUGUCAGCGGAAGAACGUCAGAGUCUGUCUUCUGUCCACACCCGUCCUUCCUCGUCUGUGAAACUGCCCAAAAUUCAGACUCCAGUAAAGCCUUCACUUCAGAAGUCUGAGAAACCCGAGACUCGCAAAUAUGAUUCUGCAGUCUUGGGCAGCAUUGAGGAGCAGUACAUGAAGAACAGCGAGGAGGACGGAGACAAACUGCUUCAUGCAAGCAUUAAAGACCCAUCGUUCAUAAUUGACAUCAAAGCUCAAGAAAACAACCUCCAGCAGCUGGAUCGAGCUUUUCAAAAUAACAACAUUUCCUCUGAAAUGUACAACCUGUGCAGAGGAACCGUCAAUCAGACACUUAAGAGUGUUGAGCUGCGUCUUGGAUGUCUUUUACGGAGAUACAUCAAACAUGUCCAAAUGAAGCAAUUAAGGAAGAUGCUCGAUGGAAAUUUCAAGGCGACCAGAAAUUUAAGGGAUGGACUGGAGUUCAAAAAAGUCCAUUCUCAGCUCUGCAAGUUUGACCGUUUCCAGCAGAGUGUGAACAAAAUCUGGGACGCCAAGCAAGCCUCCACCGAUGAGACACGAGGACUCUGCAUCGCACGGACGGCCCAUUUAUACCAGCAGGUGAAUGCGGUGCAUGGCCUACAUCUGACAGGCAUAUCAUUUGUGCAAAGGCAUGUAUCACUGCCUCUGCUCACUGUGACACCCGUGCGGUUCAGCUCCAAUUUGUGUCGAUCUCCUCCUCGUGGACCGCAAACUUCACCGAGCAGAGCCAGUCCAGCACGUCAUCCUCAAAUCCACCCCAAACCUCUGCACCACACGACCAGGAACACACCAGGCAGUUUACUGAAGAUCAGUCACAUUCAAUAAUGAUGGCCAGUGUCAACAUAAUGGCUUGUAUCUGAACCCAAGAACAGAUUACUGAAAUGUCACAAAAGCGAGGACGCAUCAGGAACAGACUCUGGAAAAACAGAAGCACCGGCCUGUAGACAUAGGAAGAUGGGUUCAUUUACAUUUGUUACACUGCACUGCUCAGUCAGCGGUUAUUGACAUCUCAAUGUAGCCAUUGAUUGGUUAACCCAUAUUAGUGAUUUCAAGCUUUGCCAGAGUCAAAUAGCCAAUGUUAUAUUAAGGAAGAGCUAUGUCUUAAUCAGUGUGUAUUUUUGUUUAAGCUUAUAUUGUAAUAAAUAUAUGAAUAAACAUAUAAAUAAUAAAAAUGAUAAAU
Molecule: messenger RNA, 2488 nt
Organism: Carassius carassius (crucian carp)
Lineage: Eukaryota; Metazoa; Chordata; Actinopteri; Cypriniformes; Cyprinidae
Exons: 4
Coding region: 10-2133 (707 amino acids)
Source: RefSeq, a predicted model, not a curated record